Molecule: messenger RNA, 558 nt
Organism: Candidula unifasciata
Lineage: Eukaryota; Metazoa; Mollusca; Gastropoda; Stylommatophora; Geomitridae
Source: the annotation of a GenBank genome assembly
AUGCAAACUUUCCGCUCGUUCGUUGUUUCUCAGCCUGUACGAGAAAUUCUGUCUCGACGAUUCUUGCAGACUAGUAGCAUUCUAAACAUCAAGGUUGGUGACAGGAUUCCCUCUGUUGACCUGUUUGAAGGUGCACCCGAUAAGAAGGUCAACACAAGUGAGUUCAGCAAAGGCAAAGUGGUUAUUUUUGGGGUGCCUGGUGCGUUUACUCCUACAUGUUCAAAUGACCAUGUUCCCACCUUCCUGAAGACAGCUGAUGAAAUCAAGAAGAAGGGUGUCAGCAGCAUCGUGUGUGUGGCAGUUAACGACCCAUUUGUAAUGUCAGCUUGGGGGAAAUCCCUGGAUCCUUCUGCAAAGAUUCGUUUUCUGGCAGAUACCACUGGAGCAUUUGCUAAGGCACUUGAUUUGACUCUAGACCUGACAGCAGUUCUAGGAAAUGUUCGCAACAAACGCUUUGCUUUGGUCGCAGAGAAUGGUGUCGUCAAGGGCAUCAAUGUUGAACCAGAUGGUGCGGGCCUCAGCUGCAGCCGGGGCACCGACAUCCUCAAGCUGUUGUAG